AUGGAAAAAGGAAAUCAAACUUCUGUAGCUGAAUUUAUCUUGCUAGGACUUUCACAGGAUGCAAAGGUCCAGAUCUUGUUGUUUUGUGUUUUCCUGACCUUUUACCUUCUCUCUGUAUUUGGGAAUUUGCUCAUAAUCAUACUUAUUCAAACUGACUCUCGACUUCACACUCCCAUGUACUUUUUCCUCAAAAACUUGUCCUUUGCUGACUUCUGCUUCUCCACAAGCAUUGUUCCCCAGAUGCUAGUCCACUUUCUUGUGAAAAAGAAAACUAUUUCCUUUGCUGGAUGCUCUGCACAGAUAGUUGUCUUCCUCCUAGCAGGAUGUACAGAGUGUGCACUGCUGGCGGUGAUGUCCUAUGAUCGCUAUGUGGCUGUCUGCAAGCCCCUACACUACUCCACCAUCAUGACCCAGAAGGUUUGUGUCCAGCUGGCUGGAGUGUCCUGGAUUAUUGGGGCCUUUGUAUGUUCAGUGGAUAGUGCAUUUACACUGUGUCUCCCCUACCAGCGGCAGAAUAUAAUUAAUCAUUAUUUUUGUGAACCUCCUGCACUCCUGAAACUGGCUUCAGCAGACACCUACCAAGCUGAGAUGGCUCUCUUUUCUAUGGGUGUGGUGAUCCUCCUAGCUCCUGUCUUCCUCAUCCUUGUGUCCUACUGGCAUAUCAUCUCCACUGUGAUGCGGAUGAAGUCAGGGGAGGGGAGGCUCAAGGUUUUCUCCACUUGUGGUUCCCAUCUCACAGUUGUGGUUCUCUACUAUGGCUCUGGAAUAUUUGCUUACAUGAGACCCAAUGCCAAGGUAAUGAGUGAAAAGGAUAAGGUCAUCUCUGUGUUCUACUCAGUUAUGACUUCCAUGUUGAACCCCAUCAUUUAUAGCCUGAGGAACAAGGAUGUGAAGGGGGCUCUCAAGAAACUGGCUGGAAGAUAG
Molecule: messenger RNA, 924 nt
Organism: Orycteropus afer afer
Lineage: Eukaryota; Metazoa; Chordata; Mammalia; Tubulidentata; Orycteropodidae
Product: olfactory receptor 2D3-like
Biological process (GO): G protein-coupled receptor signaling pathway
Cellular component (GO): membrane
Molecular function (GO): G protein-coupled receptor activity; olfactory receptor activity
Source: RefSeq, a predicted model, not a curated record